AAAUCCCCAAAGAGUAAUUAAGAGAUGGAGAUGAUCAUCAUUAGUAGUAAUGGCAGUAGUGUUAUCCAAUCUUUGAGCGUAGCACUGGGCGUCCUCUUCUUCUCAAUACUCUGCUACAGGCUGCUCGGCACUAGAAGGAGCCGCCCUACUGCUAAAUGCAUGAUCGGCACGAAACUCCCACCGGGGUCGAUGGGUCUUCCGAUCAUCGGAGAGACUCUUCAGUUCUUCGUUCCUUACACCUCCGACGACAUCUCUCCUUUCAUCAGCAAGAGGAUACAAAGGUACGGCCCAGUGUUCAAGACGAGGCUGAUCGGAAAGCCGGUGAUUGUGUCGACGGACCCAGAGGUGAACCAUUUGGUGUUGAAGCAAGAAGGAGACGGGGAAUUGCUGUUCCUGCCCUGGUACUCCGAUAGCUUCAAUGAGAUCAUGGGCAGCGACAGCUUGCUGGCUCUCCAGGGCUCCGUCCACAAGUACAUGAGAAACUUGGUGCUCGAGGAGUUCGGACCGGAGCGACUCAAAUCCCUCCUUGCCGACAUGGAACGACACACCGUCCGACACCUUCGCUCCUGGUCCGCCCGACCCAGUGUUGAACUAAAAGAUGCAGUGUCGACGAUGAUUCACAGCUUUACGGUCGAGAAGGUGUUCAGCAUGAAAACUGAUACGGAGCCGGUGAGGGAAUUCAAACAAUGUUACGAUGCUUUUCUCCGCGGGUUGAUCUCCUUCCCUAUCUACAUUCCGGGCACUUCUUUCUGGAAGUGUAUGCAGGGACGAAAAGGGGCAUUGAAUAUUAUCAAGAGGUUGAUGGAACAAAGGCGGGAAUCGCCGCACAAGGAACGAAAGGAUUAUCUCGACUUUAUGAUAGCAGAAAUGAAGAAAGAUGGAAGCCCAUUAACAGAGAAGGUCGCCAUUGAUUUGCUCUUCUUACUUCCUUUCGCAACUUUCGAAUCCACUUCCUCUUGUAUUGUGACGGCGCUCCACUACUUAAGCAAGCAUCCUGCGGCACUCGAAGAACUUACCAGAGAACAUGAAGCUAUUUUGAAAGGGAAAGAAGGGAGUACUGAACCAGGAGGAAUCAGUUGGAAAGAGUACAAAUCAAUGACUUUUACCCACAUGGUCAUCAACGAAACCUUGAGGCUUACAAAUAUAGUCCCUGGAAUUUUCAGGAAGGCGAUAAAAGAUGUUGAAGUCAAUGGAUACUUGAUUCCAGCUGGAUGGACUGUGAUGGUGUAUCCUGCUUCGGUCCAUCUCAACCCCAAAGUAUAUGGUGACCCUUUGAGCUUCAAUCCAUGGAGAUGGAAGGGCCAGCAACUGCAUUCAGGAUCACAGAAUUUCAUGGUGUUUGGAGGUGGGGUUAGGCUUUGUGCUGGAGCAGAUUUUGUCAAAGUUCAGAUGGCCAUCGUUUUUCACCACCUCGUCACAAAAUACAGGUGGGAGGUGAUAAAGGGAGGGGAACCAAUUCGAUACCCUGGAUUAAUAUUUCCAGAGGGCUUCCACGUCAACAUCUCUGCGGUAAAGAAGGAAUCUCACCAGAAGUAACAACCGUAAGAAGAAUGCUAGCUAGCUACUGGCUCAUAGACUCAUAGUAUGUUAAGAUACUCCCAAAUAUAUGUUAGGAAUCCCAUAUUAUGUUAGGAUUCUCCUUGAUCCCAAAAAAGUAUGAAUAAGCCUGGCCAAGGAUC
This is a messenger RNA of Linum trigynum, 1679 nucleotides long. The record is from the annotation of a GenBank genome assembly. Lineage: Eukaryota; Viridiplantae; Streptophyta; Magnoliopsida; Malpighiales; Linaceae.